UCGUUGUGAGGCGGGUGAACCAACAGCGGAGAAUAAGAAACGGAGCGCCCGUGCGGGUCUGAGUAGUUGAGAACAGCAUGGUUCUGGAAAGAAGAUGGGCUCUACUCGGGUGACUGCAAAAGAGCUAUGUGAGAAUGACGACCUUGCCACGACACUAAUUCUUGACUCCUACCUUGGCUUUAAGACACAUAAAAUGAAUGUAAGCCCACUCCCAGCUAUCAGAAGAAAGCACCAUUUACGGGAGGCGGUGGAGGCUUUCCGGAAGCGCAAGGACCUAGAAGCCGCGUAUCAAGCCUUGAUGCAGGGUGGCUGGGCCUGCCAGUAUUUUGCAAACCGGAGCCAUCAGCAAGAAGCCGCCUUCAAGACUCAUAUUUUUCGGUAUCUUCGCAUUUUCCUUCCUGAGAGUGGUUUUGCCAUCAGACGCUGUAGUCGAUAUUCCUUAGAAAUAAAUGGAGCCCGGGUGGUAUCUACAAAAUCAUGGAGAAAGAAUGAUAAACUGGAGCUUUUAGAGGGCUACAUUGCAGAACUGACAGAACCAGAUGAGAGCUUCCUCCGAGCAGGUGAAAAUGACUUCAGCAUCAUGUACUCCACCCGGAAACAGUGUGCCCAGCUCUGGCUAGGGCCUGCCGCCUUCAUUAAUCAUGACUGCAGACCAAACUGUAAGUUUGUCCCAAUGGAUAGAAACACUGCCUGUGUCAAGGUGCUGCGGGACAUUGAGCCAGAUGAUGAGAUCACAUGCUUCUAUGGUGACGGCUUCUUUGGGGAGAACAAUGAAUUAUGCGAAUGCUACACUUGUGAAAGAAAGGGGGAAGGAGCUUUUCGCCUCCUGAAUCAGACACCGUUGCUAUCUACCUCAGUCAAUGAAAAAUACCUGCUGAGAGAGACAGAUGGUCGUCUGCAGAGGUGGAAAAACCAGUCUCGCAAGCUUGCUCAACGUAGUGUGAAAGUGGGACACAAAGCCCGGCGCAGGAAGUCACAAUUACAUGGUGCUGUACACAGAUAUACCACGCGCUGGUAUCCCAGGAUGCUAAAGCCUUUAUACAUCCCACUGCACAACUGCUUGGCCUGCAGAGCACGUAGAUGCAAGCUCCGUAAGCAGCCCCUGGUGUGUCUGCUUCGUUGUCCUCCUCCUGUGCUGCCUGUAUUGCACCUGAGGCAAUCUUUGAGAAACAAGAAUUGCUACUCCAAGGCCCAGCAGCACUGCUCCCUCAUAAAAGUGCACAGUUGCCCUGGAAGCCUGGGCUUGGCAGGCCAGUGCAGCUUGGUAGUGAAUCUUGGGAAAAGAAUUCCCUUGGACUGGGCGCGGUUUCAUAGAGAAGUAGUGUGUGACGUUAAGGAGAGAAAACCUCCUAUCACCAAUGGGGAGUUUAGCCAAGGAACUGAGGAAUAUGAUUCAAGAGAUAUGGAGAGUCAUGCUGAUGUCAUAGAAACCCGUGAAUCAGGAUCUGGGGUUCUCCACUCAGGACAGCAAGUCCCCCUUGAUUCUUCAGGUCCUCUUCCAUCCCGUCAGUUCUUGUGCAGAACAAGGAGCAUGGCCCAGCGCCAAGCUCAGGUUUUGCCCAGAUCCCAGCUGUCAUUAGCAACAGUAGACCCCAAGCUUUCCCAGUAUGCUCAUGUCCGCCUUGAAGGCCCACUUUUUGGAGGCAGGCAGUGCUGGCAGCACUCUUCUUCAGACAAGAUGGAGAAGGAGCAAGCAGAAGAGCAACAUCUUCCUAAGCGAAUGGUUUCCUUCCCCCCUUUUGUGCCACCCAAACGGCUUCGACUGGUAGUGAGCCAUGGCUCCAUAAACCUUGAGGUGGCUGCAAGCUCCUGUGAGGAACUGUCCUGAUCUGGCUGAUCUCCUGUGACUGAAAACAGACUUUAGCUUCUGACUGAAUUUACCCUUGAUAACCAGGGCAAAACCCAUCUACCAGAAUUUGUCUGAAAUUAUCCAACUUUUUGUCUUUGUUGAGCCCUUCUCCCAAUCACCUUGUAUGGGUUGAUAACAUCUCUUCUAAAGUAAUGUCCCCAGUGGGCACAAGGUAUUCUCUGCUAGAAACACUGCAUUUUGUUCUAUUCCUUCUUUUUCCUGUUGAAGAUGAUAUUUCAGUUAUCUUUCCAGGGUACUUCCUUCAUCAUAUCCUCACUGUUCCUUUAAAAAAUUGCUCUCCACUACUUUGCCAAACCUUACUGUAUACCCUUGAAACUUAAGCCAUAUAGUAGACUGCAUGGAUGCUUGGGAUUGCCGCCUGGUCUUUUCUUUGAACUCUGCUUUCUCUGCCACAGAGUCCUUUCAUCUCUCUACUCUAGAUGUCCCCAUGCUCUGGUUUAUAGCACCAUAAUCAUAGACUUCUUGGCAGAUGGACGUGGUAUUUUGGUAUUUAUUGUCCCUACAGAGUGAGGCAGCAUUGGUGAAGUGACUUGUGGAGAAAAGAAAACCAGCAUCCAAUCAGGGAAGUCUCUUUAAAAUUUAUUGUGAGAAAACCAGCAACCAGAAGUGCACAUUGGCAUUCAGCCUGAAGGCUGCUCUUUGCUCAACAGGCUUAAAUAGGGGGUUAAAUGUUCUUGCUCCUCUUCUUUUGCCAUCUCACUGUUUGGGUGCCUAUUGUUACAAGACGUCUAAUUUUCUAGUUUUGGAAGCUACUUUUAUAUUAGUUAAUCUGUGUGACUUGUUUCUUCUCCCUGCUGGAGUUUUAAACAGAUGUCUACUGGGGCUUUUUAGAAUAUUAAUGAACUUUAGAUUUUCAGGUGUUUUAUAUUUGAUAAAGUUGAGCUGCUUGGCUCAGGGGCAUUGUGAUAAAGGGGCUUCCUUCUGUGAGAGGCUGAUGAGCAGGAUAAAAGUUCUACUCAGUUAAAUGUGGCUGAGCUCAGUUCAAAGCCACACAUGGUAAGUGGAUUUUCUGUAUAUUUUCUCAUUCAUCUUGCCAUGACAGUUCUUAGGAUUUUGAGCAGGUAUGGCACAUUCUGGUGUUAGAAAUCUGAGUGCAAGUUAUAUGGGGAGGUGGUGGCUAUUGAAUGGGUGAAAACACUGCAGUCAAGCUUUCCCUCUGAGUUCUUGCUUUGUUUUGAAAUUUUGUGGAAUCCUUUGUGGUGUUGACUCUGGAGUGAAUAUCCAAGAGUUAGGACAGCCUGAUGUUCCUUUUCCAACCCCUCCUUUUUUGUUUGUUCUGUAAUUUGGUGCAUUUGGUGUUAAGCUUUUCCAGAUGACACUGAAAGUCAUGUUAAGUUGGGAGUUAAGCUGUGCGCAUUUGAGAAUAAGUUCCAUUAAACUUAGACUUCCUUUUGAAUACCAAUGGGUAGAAUCCAGCAAAGGUUUCUUGAUCUCUGAAGUUAGGAAUUUAUAGAGCUUUUAGAGUAGCAUCUAGUUUGUCUGGCAUGCAUUUUUGCUCUGAGAUUCAUAAUGUAUUGCAAUUCUGGGUUUUUCAUUGCUCUGCAAAUAGGUGCUGAUUCAUGGGAAAUCACUGUGGUUUUGAAAGUGGUUUUUAGAUGUUAGCCUUUAAGAGGUAGGGUGAGCUGAAGCUGUUCAGCCUAUCCUGAGAAGGAAAUCAUAGGAAGAAUGACCAUAGACUGGUAAUUGUGCAUAGUCGUGUAAAAGCAUCACAUAAAAAAUAGGCAUGCAGAGAUAACAGAAACAGCAUUUUUCUAUAUAUUGAUUAGGAAGGCAUAACAAUAGCAUCUUUUUGCUAGUGAUUUGAAUAUUUUCUUACAGGUGUUCAUGUGAUUGUCCAGAAUUACCACAGUCAAUGCACAUUCUUCCUUCUACUCUCCUAGACCCUCAUAUAUAUUUAUGUAUAUAUGAAAAAGUUAGUUUAAAAAAUGUUAGUGAACUUGAUAUCACAAUGCUCACUAAAAGAACUGGGAUAUACAGUAGCUGAAAUUGCACAUCUUUUCCUGCUCUAUAAGCUUGUUUUAUAUUUGUUAAAAUUUAAAAAAGUAGGCAUUUUUUUCUUCCCCAAAAGUUCCAUAGUUUAGUAAUCAUUUAAUAUUUCAUAACAGUUAUCCCCGUGACUUCUUGUUAAUUGCACAUUGUUGUUUAGUUGCAUCACAGAAUAUGUGUGAUUCACUAUAUAUGGUACUGUUUUGGUGCCUAUAUGUGAGUGUCUAUGACAAUAGUCUUGACCUAAAUAUAAGGGAUGAUGUCUCAUUAGUUUUUGAGUUUUAAAGAGGCUUCUUCUACAAGAUGUGCAUUUUCAUCUGUGUAUCAAUGUUUGCACACAGCAUAGAUAAAUGUACUAAAAAGAAACAGGGGUUUUAGUGAUUUUUCUGACUUCAUGACUCCUAUUAAUGUGGGCGCCCAGACUUGCUUUCUUGCUUGCUACUUUCCAUUUGUGGAUGUUCCAUGUUAGAUAAUAGUUGCAGGCUAGUGGCACAGCCUUUAGGUAGUAGCUGUAAUGGGGGGAGGGGAGAGAGGAACAAAGAGGGCAAGAUGGUCAAGGGUUUUGUGUGGGGAAAGGUCAGGGGUGGGAAGGGUGGAUGUUGCUAGUCAGGAUACUGUACACUCUCUGUGAAAAGGCAGGCUGGGGCUCAGUUUUCACCUUUCUGUGCCUCUGUUUUUCCCAUCUUUCCAGGUGGGUUUAUGGUUUGUGCUACCUCGUUUGGGAAGGGAAGCAUCAAGGCACUCUUCCAGUCUCUGACUUCAGUCUUCUUUCAGUCCAGUGUCCAUUAAGUCCUGUCAUUUCUUUUCCGACUUUCAUGCUUCCAGAUUAAAAACACGCAUGCUCUCAUGAGGUGGAAUGGUAGCAGAUCCACUUAUUUUCUGUUCUAGCAUCCUGUAUGAGUAGGUUUUUAGAUCAGCCUGCUUUUUUACUUCUCCAUGUCCAGUCUCUGCUCGUUUCCCAGAUAAUACCAUGGUUUAUUACAUUACUUCUUGCAUCUGUUAUAAGUCUUUUCAAACAUGCUUUUGGCCUGGAGCCAAUGUGCCCCCAUUUCAAAAGAAAAAUUCCACCUCUCCAUAAAAGUUAUGCUCAGGAGGGUAUGCUAAGAUACCUUGAUUUUCACAUAGGUGGGAAAAAUAAGCAACCUGGACACUGGGGAAGGUCUCUGGUUGGCUGGGUUCCUCAGGGAGUGGUUGGGUAGAAGCCUGUAUAUCAUUUUCUGCCCCAGUUUUUAACCACAGUGCAUCAGUCUAACUACCUGCCUUUUACGGUGGGGUCAUUACAAACUUGCUUCAUUAGGAAACAAGUUGCUCAGCCCAUAAUAUGCACUAACUAGGAUUGUGGGAAAUUUGCUCCAUUGUACCACUCCCAUCUCUCAGCAUACUUGCAAUGCUUUAUUUUAGUAGAGGACUCUUCCAGCAGUUGACCAUCCAGAAGAGAGGAGAGGUGGAAGGGGUAACAUGGAGCAUAUUUCUGGGGUAUGUGUGUGCUCUACAUUAAAAAAAGAAGAAGUAACAUAAACCAAGCUCUGAAUCUGCAUGAAUUAUGAAAACCAGUUCUUAUGUUUUUUCUUUUGUUACAGUGGGCAAUAUGUUACAGGAAAUUUUGCCACGGGAAAAAUUGAUGAGUGCUUCCCAUCUAGCCUAGCUGGUCUGUAUAUUACAAAUCUGCCAUCCCAAUGUUAAGGGCUAGAAUUUCUUAGGUAGAAGAAAUUCAACAGGACCUGGACUCAAGCUCAAAUCUUGCAUUGGUGCAGCAUGAUUGAGUGCAUACAGCCCUGGGUGUAUAUUAGUUUGGACUAAGCAGGAGAGGGUGGGGAGGGUAGGAGAGGGUUGUCUGUCUUUUUAAUGGUGCUAUAUUUGAAGGGUUGAUGGAGGCUACUCUCAGCUCCGGGUGUGGAAAUUUGAGGCCUCAGGGUAUUUCCUGCCCCAUGAUCAGGCCGGUAUCCUGAAGUGGGGUAAAGGCAGAAAUACGUGUUUGUAUUUUUAAUGGUGUGUGUUGGGGGGGUGCAUAAUACUUUUUAAAAUACUUGAUUGAAAUAAACUCUUUUAAAACUG
This is a messenger RNA of Python bivittatus (Burmese python), 5911 nucleotides long. RefSeq names its product lysine methyltransferase 5C (gene KMT5C). Lineage: Eukaryota; Metazoa; Chordata; Lepidosauria; Squamata; Pythonidae. The record is from RefSeq and is a predicted model, not a curated record. Gene Ontology annotation, cellular component: nucleus. Gene Ontology annotation, molecular function: protein binding; histone H4K20 methyltransferase activity.